AUGGGUAUGAAUGACGACCGAUGGACGAUAGCCGUUGGCGACUGGAUUCCUCGGGGUUUCAAACGUACUGCAGGAAGACCACCGACCCAAUGGUCAGAGUUCUUCACGAAGAGUCUAGAAGAAGGGUAUGAUGCUCGCCCAGGCACCAGUGGUCCUGGUGCUGGUGGACCACUUGGAGGACCGAUGUCGGCUGCUGGAAUACUUAACGGCUAUGGACCUCCAAUAAAGGCGAAUGCGAAGUCGCUCAUCCUCCUUAUCAACUGCUUGUCUCUUUAUCGCGUCGUCAUCAUUGCAACGCGUGCCGCGCCGUCACAACCUGUUCUUACACGUUCGUUUUUCACUCGAGCAUCGACGCUUCUCAUGGAGACGCUCAUGGUUGAUUGUUCACUCAAAUGGCAAUGGUCUCCAUGGGAACGCUCAAGAACUAAUCAGCGAUGUGUUUUAUUCAAGGAAUGGCAUCAGGAGACCAGUCGUGAUCUUCGUGAUCAUGUUGUUGGGAGACUAGCCAAGGCGAUCCUCUUAUCGCUGGAUCCGAUUGUCACCGACGAUCAGCCGAUUCGUGACGCCAUCAAUGUUGCUCAAAAAGUGGAAACGGCCACGUUCGAGUUAGCUAACGAUAAAGAAGAGUAUUAUAACUUGCUUACGCAGAAAAUAUGCGAGUUUCAACAAGGCCGUCAAGAUUGGAAGAAUUCUGGACUUCGAGUUGAUGGAGGUGCCCGUGUUGCUGCCGGUGGUUGUGGAGCUGGAGUGCCACGGCUACAGCGGAAUCGGCGUAGCGGUUGUUCAGAAUACAUGGAUGAGCCGAAUGCAUCGAGUCGAACUGCGCGUUCGACUUCUCUUCGUGCUGGUCUUCAGGAAGCAAACACUCGCGAGCAACAAAUUCUUCAUUCUCAACGACCGUUGGAUCAACAUCGGGAACCCGAUGCGAAGUGGACAGGAGUUGAAGUGGAAGCAGUGGACACAGACCACGUUAUUGGUCCAAUUUCGUGCUCUAUAAGUGUCUCAUCAUCAAACAGCCUUCCUUGGAAGGCGGCUAAAUCGGGUUAUGAAACGAAGGUUAAAGAAGGGUUCUCAGACGAAAGCAACGGCAAAGGUUUUGGAUUCUACCACACCAACAAAAAAGAGAUUGUCAAGAGAGAUCCUACCCCUCCACCUGGAGAAGACACCAUUUUUGACGGGAAACUGUUAAGGCAUUAUUUGCGACCGGUGUGGGAGCAGAUCAAUUGGACAAAGGAGGCUGUUCCCUUUCGUAUGCCUGUUGAUCCUAAUUUACCAGGCUUUCGCAUUUAUAAUCGUAUAAUAAAGCACCCGAUGGAUCUUUUGACUAUAUCUCUGAAGUUGGAAAGUGGGUUGUAUAAAAAUCCUUGGGAGUUCUGUGAUGAUAUGUGGCUGAUGUUUGAUAACGCUUGGAUUUACAACGCAAAGAAGAGCAAGGUGUAUGAAGACUGUACGAAGGAUGGUGAAACAGGGUCGAAGCGCUACACAUACUGUCUGGAAUGUUUCGAGAAUUUGCCACCUGACGGCAUUUCGCUUUCUGAGAGCCCAAACGACCAGCCAAAUAUAGCACCGAAGGACAAAUUCGUGCAAAUAAAAAAUGAUGCCGUUGACUACGAGCCGUUCGAAAUGUGCAAAUAUUGCUACAGGAAAUGGCAUAGCAUAUGUGCCCUGCACGACAAAAAGGUAAAGUCUUUCCUUAAGAAUAAACUGCCAAAUAAUUUUGACCAACAUGUGGUGAUAAUUCGAACGUUAAGCACUAAGGAAAAGGAAGUCAAAGUUAAGCCAUUGAUGAAAGCGAGCUAUGGUCCCCAGGGAUUUCCGGACCACUUCUCAUGUAAAAGGAAGGCCAUUUUUGCUUUUGAGAUUAUAGACAAAACUGAGGUGUGUUUCUUCGGUCUCUAUGUUCAAGAAUAUGGAACCAACUGUAAGGAGCCAAACUCAAGGCAAGUAUACAUAUCUUAUUUGGAUUCCGUGAAUUUCUUCCAACCAAGAGAAUUGAGAUCGGAGCUGUACCAAGAGAUCUUGCUGGGAUAUCUCGACUACAUUAAACAGCUUGGAUACACUAUGGCUCAUAUUUGGGCAUGUCCACCGUCUGACGGUAUUGAUUAUAUCUUUAACUGCCACCCACCUGAGCAAAAGAUGCCGAAACCGAAGAGGUUGCGGGAAUGGUACAAAAAAAUGUUAGAAAAGGGUGUAACUGAAAAAACGAUCGUCGAGUUCAAGGACAUUUACAAGCAAGCGUGUGAUAGUAAUUUCGCCACACCAAUGAGUUUGCCUUAUUUUGAGGGUGAUUUCUGGCCACAUGUAAUUGAAGACUGUAUACGUGAGGUUAGUGAUGAGGACGCUUGGCGUCGUAAAGAAGUUUCGGAGGCGGAUGAGGGUGACACAUUUCAGUCGGUUGAAAGUAGAAAGAAAAAGCGGCCAAGUAACAACACCAAUGCACUUGAGAAGAAUUCGAAGAAGAAUGAAAAGAACGUUGGGAGUUCUUUUGAUGGUGAGGUGGCCGCUAAACUCUAUUCUGAGCUUGAAAAGCAUAAAGAGGCGUUCUUCACAAUUCGGCUGGCGACACAUCAGUCCGCUCUUUUACUGCCCGAUAUUGCUGAUCCGGAUCCAUCUGUGGCAUCAGAUAUGAUGGGCGACCGCAACACGUUCUUGGAAAGAGCACGUGAUGAACAUUGGGAGUUUAGCUCAUUGAGGAGAGCAAAGUUCUCAACUAUGGCGUUAUGCCGUGUGCUGCACGAGUCGGAUGCAUAA
This is a messenger RNA of Angiostrongylus costaricensis, 2751 nucleotides long. NCBI's taxonomy places the organism in Eukaryota, Metazoa, Nematoda, Chromadorea, Rhabditida, Metastrongylidae. The record is from the annotation of a GenBank genome assembly.